Messenger RNA from Cygnus olor (mute swan), 6176 nucleotides. RefSeq names its product Rho guanine nucleotide exchange factor 28 (gene ARHGEF28). Gene Ontology annotation, molecular function: guanyl-nucleotide exchange factor activity. The record is from RefSeq and is a predicted model, not a curated record. The transcript is spliced from 36 exons. NCBI's taxonomy places the organism in Eukaryota, Metazoa, Chordata, Aves, Anseriformes, Anatidae. Gene Ontology annotation, biological process: cell morphogenesis; regulation of Rho protein signal transduction. The coding region runs from base 112 to 5238 and encodes 1708 amino acids.
GACUGGGCGGUGCGCGAGGGGCGCGGCUGGGCACCGGCACCGGCACCAGCAUCGGCAUCCCCUCCCUGCCCGGAGCUUCCUUCCCUCUCCCCGCGGGCAGGUGCUGUGACAAUGGAGUUGAGCUGCACUGAAGUACCUCUUUAUGGACAGGUGACUAUAAAUGCAAAAUUUGAGAAAGGCAUUUACCUCCCAGAAGAUGCCGAAUUUUACUUUGUUUAUGACGGAUCCAUGAAGAGGCACAUAAUGUUUGCUGAGCGGAUAAGUGACAAUGCUCUUCGGUCCCUAGUUCCAGGCCAUGGAUGCCAGGAAGAAGUUUCUGUUUCCGUGUUAAUGUACACAAGGGGAUACUCACCUGUAGUCCUCGGCAGCUGUCCUGUCACCUACAGAGAGAACCUGUCUUGCAAACUGUCUCGUUUUCUGGUCAAUCACACAGAAUGCGUCAGUGCCACUAGUCACAAGGUUUUACUGGAUAAGUUUGGGCUAACAAUAAAAGAUCUGCAGUCACUGGAUAAUGAUUUGACAAUGGCCAUUGCUCAUGAAGAAUUGCCGUCAACGUGGAGCAUCCUUGGAAGCUACUGGAAAGGUGAGCCUACACAGAAAGAAACUCUUCUCCAUCUUGUGAUGAAAUUAGGCUUGGUUAAACUCUCCCAGUUCUUAGCAGCCCAGCCUGGAGGGUCAUUGGCAUUAGCAUUACCUAAUGAGGAUGGAGCAACACCAUUAGAUUUGGCUUUACAAAACGGGCACUCCAAACUUGUUGAGGUCUUCACAAAUUCUCAGGGCAGCUGCUCGCCUGACAUUUCCACAGCGGAGAUCGGCGAGGGUGCCUGCGUGCGCUUUGUUCGCUCGGCGGCGGCCCUGACGCUGACUUUUGACCACACGGCAGAACAUUUGCUGGAGUCGGACGUCAGGCUCUUCAGAAGGUACUUCUGGAACAGGCCACUGCUCUACAAGAGUAUUAAUUCAAACCAAGUUGAGACAGUGGAAGGUCCAAAAAUGCCCUGCAGUACGACAAGCUCUGUAGAAGGUCCUGCGAACUUGACAUCUGAUGAAUUGUCCCAGGAUGAUGUGAAGCCUUUCCAAGAUGCUGUGGUUCGUUCUAAAGAAAAUGAAGAUCAUGUCCUCUUGGACAUAGAGCAGAGACAUUCUACCUUUGAUGUUCUUAAGAAGCUAAAAACUCCACCUACUUUCUUUGCUGCAGCCAGACUUUCUGCCAUGUUGAAUGGAAGAGAUGAAGUAUAUGCAAACUGCAUGGUAGUAGACCAAGUUGGGGAUUCAAAGAUGAACUACAUUCAUGGAGAUGGUGUCAGCAGUGAAACAUGUUUGAAUUCCACCAACUCAGCGUCAGUGGCAAAGAGCUCUUCGUCUCCAUCUCUGGAGGAGAAUGACCAAUAUAGAUGUGAUCCCAAUGAAAGAAAUCAAAUGUCAGUAAAAAACAGAGAAAAUGUAGGUUUAAGGCAUACUGUUUUACCUUCUGAUCUGUAUGGACCAGAUUCCUACAUUCCAUUCAAGACCCAUGGAUUUAUUAAGGAGCGAGGUCAACUUUAUGCUGACAUGAAAAAAAGAAGUUCAAGUCUUGAUGACCUUGAAGUAAACAGCGGAAACGAAGGUGUUUUGGACAGACCCCACGUUCCCUCCCCUCCCCUCGGCCCUUCAGAUGUGAAGGCUUGCAGCAGAGAUGGAUUAGACUCUUCUGAGAUGAGCAGUGAUUUUAACAUCAGCCGGGCAGAAUCACUUUCCUUAUCUACCAGUCUGCAGCCCAAGGAAUGCUCACUUUCUGGAAUUCGGUCACGCUCCUAUUCCUGCUCCUCGCCAAAAGGUGUAUUAGAAAGACCUUGCAUUCCUCGGGACUUCACAGUUGGUGAUUCAAAUGAAGAGCGAGCGUACAGCCUGCCCGAGCACUCCCGGGAGAAAAGGAUUCAGGAGGAGGAAUGGGAUAAGUAUAUUGUACCUUCAAAAGCAGAAUCUGAAAAAUGUAAAGUGAGUCGGACUUUCAGCUUUCUGAUGAACAGAAUGACUAGUACGAGGAAUAAGUGCAAGACAAAAAAUAAAGAUACCAAAGAUAAAGAGAAACUGACCAGACAUAAUUUUAUAAAUGGGACUUUCUCAGGAGUUAUGCCAUGUAUGGCCUGUGAAAAGGCUCUCCUAGGAAAGGAAUCCCUUCAGUGUUCUUACUGCAACAUGAUUAUCCAUAAGAGCUGUAAGGAGUGUGCUCCUGUUUGCACCAAGAAAUCCCAGGAGAGGUACCAUAACAAAAGCAAGCCCCAAGCUGGUGUAGCAAAUUCACUGCUUGGAGAUAUUCCACAGCCUGUGCUGUCCUCAGUGCAUCCUUCUUCCUCUGUGCCUAUCGGACUGUCUGCUGGGAGGAGGGAAGCCUUGCAACAGUCCCACUCAUUGUCCAAAAGUGUCCCCAGUGCCAGUUUUGAAAGCUAUAGAAGAUCUAUGCCAUUUCCUGAGCAAGACUGUGAGACUAGUACCUGGAGGUCCAAGUCGCGUUCUGAGGAGAUGUUACAGUCAUUAGGGACCUUUUCUUCAAUGGAUUCAUUUGUGAUGGAAGAUGAUGUGGAUUCAUCUCAGUGGACUGACCUAAGCUCAUAUGCACAAGAGUUUGAAGCAGAGUCCUGGAGUCUUGCUGUGGACCCAACAUUCUGUAGCAAGCAAGAAAAGGAUGUCAUCAAGAGGCAGGAUGUCAUUUUUGAGCUGAUGCAAACAGAAGUGCAUCACAUCCAUACCCUGUUCAUUAUGUCUGAAAUAUUCAGGAAGGGAAUGAAAGAAGAACUACAGCUGGACCACAACACAGUGGAUAGGAUAUUCCCCUGCUUAGAUGAGCUACUGGAGAUCCACAAGCAAUUCUUCUGCAGAAUGAGGGAGAGACGGCAGGAAUCAUGUGAAGGGGGGAGUGACCAUAAUUUUGUAAUCAAUAGGAUUGGAGACAUUCUUGUGCAACAGUUUUCAGAGGAAAAUGCAACCAAAAUGAAGAAAAUAUAUGGGGAAUUUUGCAGCCAUCAGAAAGAAGCUGUUAAUCUCUUCAAAGAGUUGCAGCAAAACAAGAAAUUCCAGAAUUUUAUUAAGCUGAGGAACAGCAACCUGUUGGCACGACGCCGAGGAAUCCCUGAGUGCAUUCUGCUUGUCACUCAGCGAAUCACCAAAUACCCUGUUCUGGUUGAAAGGAUAUUGCUGUACACAAAAGAAGGAACAGAAGAACAUAAAGACCUAUGCAAAGCCCUUCGUUUAAUUAAGGACAUGAUUGCAGCAGUAGAUUUAAAAGUUAAUGAAUAUGAGAAAAAGCAAAAGCUGUUGGAAAUUCUCAGUCGGACUGAAAACAAAACAUACACAAAGCUGAAAAGUGGCCAUGUUUUUAGGAAGCAAGACUUAUUGAGAAAAGAGAGUAUACUUCUUCAUGAAGGUUUAGUGUACUGGAAAACAGCUACUGGUCGUUUCAAAGACACCUUAGCUCUGCUUCUAACUGAUGUGCUGCUGUUCUUACAAGAAAAAGAUCAAAAAUAUAUCUUUGCAGCUGUUGACCAGAAGCCUUCAGUUAUCUCUCUUCAGAAACUCAUAGUAAGAGAAGUAGCCAAUGAAGAAAGGGGGAUGUUUCUGAUCAGCGCUUCAUCUGCAGGACCUGAAAUGUAUGAGAUUCAUACCAACUCCAAAGAGGAACGUAACAGCUGGAUGAGGCAUAUUCAAGAUGCAGUGGAAAGUUGUCCAGAGGAACAAGAGGAAGGAAAAACGAAUGAAUCUGAUGAGGACAGACGUAUUGCUGAGGCCAAAGCAUCCAGAAUUCAGAAAUGUCAAGAAUCACUGAGUAACCAGGACCAGCAAAUCUGCAGCUGUUUGGAAGACAAGUUGCAUAUCUAUGCAGAACUGGUAGAUAUGAAUAGGUUUGAGGAUGUGCAUGUAGAGCCUCACCUCCUUAUCAAACCGGAUUCUGGAGAAACUCCACAGGCUGCUUCAUUGCUGGCAGCAGCACUCAGGGAAGUUGAAAGCCUCUGUGUUGCUGUCACGUCAUCACAAGUGAGUGAAACAGACAGAUCAUCAGAGGAAAGUACUGAAGAAUUAAAUUUGAAGUAUGGACUUAGUGCCAAUGGAAUCUUGGAGUCUUUCCCUGGUGAUGCAGAAAUGAAGGAAGUUGAAGAAUCAUCUGACGUCGAUCUCAGUGAAGGCACAUUUCCUGUUGAUAAGGAAACGUCAGAUGACAAUGUAAAGUAUCAGGAAGGAAGUAUGAGUUUCCCAGGAUCUACAGGGACAGAGAUUGUACAAGCAAUCCAGAAUCUAACUCGUCUCUUGUACAGCAUACAGGCAGCAUUAACUAUCCAGGACAGCCACAAAGAACUCCACAGGUUACUUCUGCAAGAGAAUGAGAAGACAGGUCGGGGACAUGGUUCCUGGCUCACCCUCCUCAUGGAACAAGAGAAAUACCGGAGCUCAGAAAAACAAAGGGAGGAGCUGGCGAACAUAGACAAACUCAAGCAGCAGUUCCAGCAGGAGCAGCAGCGCUGGCUGCGUGAAUGCGAGCAGCGGCAGCGGGAGCAGGAGGCGAGGGAGGGCCGGCUGGGGCAGCGGGAGCGGGCCUGCGGCUGCCAGGAAGAGCUGCUGGAGAGGAGCCGGCAGGGGCUGGCGCUGCAGUUACAGGAGUACCAGCAGAGCCUGGAGAGGCUGUGGGAGGGCCAGAAAAUGGUGGAGAGAGAGAGAGACAAUUUGAAAAUGCAGAAGAGGCUCCUCUGGCGCUGGAAGCAUGGUCGCCAAAGCAGCCUGCUGUCACCCUCAGGGAGCUACGAGAUAAUGGGACAUAAUCAGUCGGACCGCUUACUUCGUGAAAAUUCAUUCUACUUAAAUGAAGCUGUAGUAUGUGUGUCUCUAAGCAGCCUCAACAGAUCAGAUUCUUCUCUUGUUUAUGAAGAUGGUGUAUAUGGGUUGAGCAUCUCAAACUCUGAUAUAGCACGGACUGGUGAAAAUCAGGUGGAUCUCAGAAUGGACACUUCUUGUCAGCCAGUGUUGACCAACGAACUGCGGAAAUCCACUGGCCCUUACCAGCAGAUGCCUUUAUCCUGCAAAAACAACAAGGAUGCCUUUAAUAAUGAUCUAAAUGCCUCACAAACCCAGGGUCCCCAAACAAGCGGUCCGAGCCAUGGAUCCAUCCAGACACCACGGGUUGAAGCACUGCUACUGAACCACCAGCCUGAGAGUCUGCAGGACAUGAAGAGUGGAGACAGAGGAGAAGAGAAUAUUGUUUACCUCUGACGGCUCAUUUUCUAAUCUCCAUAGCACUUUAGAAAUAUAAUUGUGUUUGCUUUUCUAAAUGUCUGUAGUUGCUCUCUGUAUGACCAAGUAGCUUUAAGGAUAGUGUUUAAUACUCAAUGCAAGAUUUUCCCAAUGAUAUAUACAACAAUUAAGUUAUUUUGAAGCCUUUAAAAAAAUUAAUUUAUGAUUCUAUUUCAAGUGUUUUGCAAGAAGUGGGUAGCAGGGGAGACGUAACAUUUUGGAAUUGCAAAGACACCAUCAAGAGCUGUGAAUGCAACUGUUGCUUUUCUCAUGAGUCCUCUUUUUAAAAGAGCAAACUAAGAGAGAUGGGCCUGCUAUUUGUGAUUUCAGGGUAUGAAUCAGCAACCCUCUAACAAUUGUGAUAUUACAUGAGAAGAGAGCAGUGUAAUAAUAAUAGCUAUAAUCUUUCCUGAAAUGUGCUAUGUACAUUAACUAUUGGGUCAUUUUCCUUAUCCCUUGGCUCAGAAGCUGCUCAGAGGAGGGUGAUUUUUGUGGUCUCAAUGUAAUUGCUAGUAAGUGUUUGUUCACGUCCAAGACCUUAUCAGCAUUUUGGUACUGUUGCCAGGUUCUGUGUAGAGAUGCUGUAAAUCAAUUUGCUAUUGUAUUGGAACUGUACCUCAUGUCAGUAAGUGCCCUUAUACAUUAAAAUUUACCAGAUGAAGCCUCAUUGGACAAAGGAAAAGAGAGGGGAAAAACAGUAGGUUUUUAGUUUAACCAGUCCCUUUGGAAACUUUGCUGCUUUUCUACAUGGAGCCAACUAGCUUCCUGCUUUCAUGUUCACAGGAUCAUCAGGCUGUUAGGCAGUAAGAAACUGGGACCUGUUUUGUGCCUUUUUGUCUUUCAGUAAUCUUUGUACACUUUAAUUGAAUCAAUUAAAUGCUCUAUGUCUUUCUGCAAAACUGUUGUGUUGAUGUAUU